AGGAUUACCCGAUGCAAAAAAAGAAGAUGUCAAUGGAACAUCUGCGUGAAUGGUCUCAUUUGCGAGGCCGGACAAACACAAUCGGCGCCGCAUUGCGCAUACGGAACAGAGCCUAUAUGGCCAUGCACGACUACUACCAGCGCAACCAGUACACACACUACCCAACGCCGCUCCUCACAGCCAGUGACUGUGAAGGCGCCGGUGAAAUGCUGAGAGUAACGCACAGCAAUCCAUCCAAUCAGAUGGCUGCAGACCUCUUCGGAGCGCCCUCCUUCCUGACGGUUUCGGGUCAAUUGCAUCUGGAGUGUGGUUCGUAUGCCCUGGGAGAUUGCUACACAUUCGGACCGGCCUUCAGAGCGGAGAACAGCCACACAAGACGCCACCUGGCCGAGUUCUACAUGCUGGAGGCAGAGUUAUUCUACACAGACACGGUGGAUGACGUCAUCCGAACGCUAUCGAAGUCCUUUAAACACACCAUCUCCGAAGUAUUAGCGCAUUGCGCGGACGAAGUCGACUUCCUGUCCAAGUGGGUUGACACGGAUUUGCGAAGUAGGUUAGAAGCAGAGCUCGCCCGCCCAAUUGUGGCUCUCAGCUACACCGAUGCGGUGGAAAUUAUCAACACGAAUUACGCGGGGAAAUCCGAACUCAAAUGGGGCGACGAUCUAUCAUCCGAGCACGAGCUAUGGCUGACUGAGGAGUGGUGCAAAGGAUCCGUGUUUAUCACAGACUACCCAUCGGCCAUCAAACCCUUCUACAUGCUCAGGAACGACGACGGCAACACUGCAGCCUGCGUUGAUAUGCUGGUCCCGCGAGUGUGCGAGCUGGCAGGUGGCUCCUUACGCGAGCAUAGAGUAGACGUCCUACGAAACAACAUUGCGGCGCACGCUUCACCUGACACAGCAGAGGAUGCGGAUACGAAUCUCGACAGACAGGGCAAACAGGAUAGUAAGCCGAACCACAUGGAAUGGUACGAGGACCUACGGAAAUACGGAGGAGUGCCCCAUGGCGGAUUUGGCCUUGGGUUUGAGAGGCUAGUGCAGUACCUAACGGGUAUACGCAACAUCAGAGACGUCAUCCCCUUUCCUCGGGUGCCUGGGGCCAUAAAGUACUGAGCAAAUAUGUUCGUAACUGUCAGUUCGGAGAGGCCAUUCGACUUGAAUUGAUUUAUUGUAAUAUAAUGCGCAAUCUUUCGCCUAAACAAGCACGUAC
Molecule: messenger RNA, 1209 nt
Organism: Sphaeroforma arctica JP610
Lineage: Eukaryota; Ichthyosporea; Ichthyophonida
Product: asparaginyl-tRNA synthetase
Exons: 7
Coding region: 12-1112 (366 amino acids)
Biological process (GO): asparaginyl-tRNA aminoacylation
Cellular component (GO): mitochondrion
Molecular function (GO): ATP binding; asparagine-tRNA ligase activity
Source: RefSeq, a predicted model, not a curated record